Cavenderia fasciculata is the source of this 4203-nucleotide messenger RNA. RefSeq lists its product as uncharacterized. Lineage: Eukaryota; Evosea; Eumycetozoa; Acytosteliales; Cavenderiaceae. The record is from RefSeq and is a predicted model, not a curated record. The coding region runs from base 1 to 4203 and encodes 1400 amino acids. The transcript is spliced from 9 exons.
AUGAUUGUCAAUGCUGCUCCGAUUGUAUACCCACCCCCUCCUUUAAAGAUCAACUCUGAUGAAGCACCAUCACUAGUAUUUCUACUCAAACAAUAUGGAAUGAAUUGGACAUUUGUUGAUAAUGUUUUAUCAAAUUACUCGAGUAAUUCAACAAAGGCUGUAAAUGGCUCUUUUACUUCAUUAUACAUGUCACCAACAAAAGGAAUACCAUUUAAAAACUCUGGAGUACCUGACAAGUCACUUGGUUCACUCUAUUUCCCAAAUUUGACUCUUUUACGAAUUGAAUCACUGUGUAUGGAUUGUAGUAUUAAUAUUCUUGAAAUGGUCAAAGAUCUAUCCAACCUCGAUUCUCUGACCAUUUUAACACCAUCAGUACCAUACAUUCCAGAUGGAUUCCCAUUCUCUCUAACUAAACUAACUCGUUUGAGUAUAAUAGAGUUUAAAGAAUCUAUACCUGAUGGAUUUGGAGAGGAUCUAAUGUUGACUCUUCUUUUGAGUCAUUAUGACUCUGUUCCUGUGACCCCAAAGUUAUAUAUCGAUAGGAUACCAGACUCUUUGUGUACCGGUCGUGGGAUGAAUCUAGCACCGUUGCCAGACUCGGCCUAUCAGAUGAAUUAUAUGGCACAGUGUUUUAGUUGUUAUAGUGGUCAUUUCAACUCUUUGAUGUUUUUAGAUUAUUUUGGUUUUGAUUAUCCUUGUGAUUCAAAGGUUACAUCACUUUAUUAUAGAAAUCAAAGUAGUAAUAAUCUACUAUUUGAUAUCGGUGGAAAUAAUCUAUUAAUGUCACUUUACAAGAUAAAAACCGAUGGUGAUUUGGGAUCUAUAGAGGAUCGAGUCAUGUUGGGUAGUAAUGAAAUAUAUUCAGUCACUAUUCCAGUAUCAUUUACUCGAAUCAAUCUUGGUAAUAUAAUAUCAAUCGAUCAACAACCUUUUGGUAUCAACCUUUUAACGCAACUCAAUUACAAUAUUUAUAUCAAUCAUACUAUAUCUUUAAAUGGAGUGGUUUGUGAGAAAAAUAAUACAAUUUAUUUAAAUGAUACUUUGUCUUGUUAUUUUCCACUUGUCAUAUCUUCACCCUCAACUAUACUAAAUUUAAAUAUUAGAAAUAUUAGAAAUAGUGAAAUCAAUCAAUUUAAUUUUAAAAGACGUAUGUGUAUAAAUCUAAAAAAAAACGAAUACAUAGAAUUAAAUGGUGAAUUUGGAAUGAUCAUUCCGACAAUAUCAAUGGUUAUGAUUAAUGAAAGUGAUUGUUUUAUUUUAAAUAUUAAUUCAACCAACUUGGAAUGUAAUUUUACAUUGGGAGAACUGGACAAAGAAAAAGCUACAAAGGCAAACAAGCUUCAAUUGGCCAGAGAAGAAAAGGAAGCACAAGAACGACGCGAAAAACGACAACGUGACAUUGCCUCUGGUCUUAUCCCACCCCCACCCGAUGUGCCAGUGAGAACGGGAAAUAUCUGCAAAGUACUUGGUCAAAUCAAGAAAUCAGUACCAGUGCCAGUACCAAAUGCGGGAUUAUUCAACUCAUACUGCCACCACAGAGGUGCCAAACAACCGAUAGACCCCAACGACUCUAUGUGGGGAGGAUUUGCUGAUAGUUAUUCACGUGCCUACAAGGAUUACAAGAAAUAUCUCCUGUCGAAUCCCAGAGGUGAUAUGACUGCGGAUGACCACCGCACAAUGUAUUUUAAUACCAUAUUCCUCCCAUCCGACCAACAAACAGCAACCGCAGAUCAAGAUCCAACGGUCCACCACCCUGACACAGAGAACCCACCCGUCGCCAGUCCACCACCAUCGGAAUCAUUUGGUGGCAACGACGACCAAUUGUUUGGAGAUAACUCUUGCCAUCUCGAACCAACCCCACCUCUCGAGUAUGGUGCAAUGUGUGAUUCUAGUUUUGAUACCCCACCCAUGGCUGAGAGGUUUGAUACAUCAGUCACCGAUCGUAUGGAGAUUGAGUCACCAUCAUCACAACAAACAGAAGAGAAGAACAAAAGAAGCAACGAAAAAGAUGGAGGCGACAAGAGAAAGGACCAUCCCGUCACACCCGAGCAGGAUGGGGAUGAUGAAGAGAUCGUAGAGCAACCAAAAAAGAAAACGAAACCCAACACUCAGAUAUCAAAGGUGGCCAUCACAACAAAGAAGAAACCAUCGUCUGAAAAGAAGUCAGUGGUCAAAGAGUCAUCAUCAGACAGUGGAGAAGAGGAGGAGGACCAUCCAAAGAAAAAGAAGAAGUCAUUGGCAAAGAAACCGGUUGUAGAAGAUUCGUCAGACUCCGAAGAUGAAGAGAGUGAUCAAUCGGACUCUGAUGAUGACACGACAAAAGGUGCACCACAUAAGGCAGUGAACAGAACCCCCAUCAAACAGCGUAAGGGUAAAUCAGGGGUUGGAACCCCAAAAAACAAAUCACAAAAGAAAAAUGCAAGCGCCCUUACUCGUUUAACAUCUUUUUACAAGAAUUCAAAAGAAGCAAGGCCCUUGUUGAAGCGCUUAUUGGAACAAGGUUCACGUGGCUUCGUGGUCGAUAAGGUGCAUCGGCCAGCUGACCCAAAGGCAACAUACUAUUGUGAUUUCUCCAUUCAUUUACCAGGACUCAAGGAAACUUCUGAAAGGAUCCCGGGUAUUGCCACGAAGUGUAAGUUUGAACCAAAGACUUCUACCGGCUUCCCAGGGGGUGGUUUGGUAUUGGGUGCGAAUGAAAAGAUCUUUAACAGUGAUGGUUCUGUUUAUAACUCAGGAGGAGGUGGCGGUACUACACCACUAGAUACAAAGGGAGUAACCUUUCAAACCGAUGGUAUUCAUCUUACUACGAAUCAGAAUGUCUACAACUCUGAUGGCACCCCAAUUAACAACUCCCCACCACCAUUGAACACACAAGGAGUUACUUUCAACACAGAUGGUGUUCAUCUAGCACCAGGACAAAACGUAUUCAAAUCAGAUGGUACACCAAUUAGUAAUGGUUCUCAACCUCUUGAUACAAAGGGUUUGGUGUUUACUACUCAAGGUCCAACUCUAGCCACUGGUCAGAAGAUCUACAAUCAAGAUGGUUCGGUUUAUCAAGACACUAGAGGUGUUGUAUUUGGUCAAGAUGGUAUUCAUUUGUUGGCGGGUCAGAACGUCUACGACUCUGAUGGGGUGCCACUUGAUAAUGCACCACUCCCUUUAGACACUGAAGGAGUAGUGUUUACACCACAAGGUCCAAAACUAGCAGCAGGUCAAAGUUAUCUUCUCGCUGAUGGUACCCCAUUGCAACCAGUUGUGAACAAUGUUACGAAUGUUAAUUUCGAUACCAAGGGUGUGACAUUCCAAGAUGACGGUCUUCACAUGUUAAGUGGACAGAAUAUUUACAAAAGUGACGGAACAACAUAUGGGGUUGAUAGCCGACUUCAGUUUAUGCCAUUUCAACUCACAGAAACAAUAGAAGUGACACCAUUCCGAUUUGGUGUUUCGAGUUCAAGCGGGUCUACAACCAUCAACUACAUUGAUCCAAUUAAAAUAACCCUCUUCACCAAUGGUUUACAAGAAGCUCGUUUCCACCAGUUAGAAACAAUAAGAUCUAUGACUAAAAUCGAAAAAUAUGUUGAUGCUUAUUUUAAUCCCACAAAAAUGAUUGGCCAAGUUAAGAUUCGGGUCGAUCCUUCUGGUUGGGUUGGUAUAGUUCCGUCUGACAAUUACAGCUCUAUCGCAGUCUAUGAUUUUGUAACUAUCUAUCCAUUCUCAGUGUCCUUUAUUGAUUCAUCUAUAAACCCAGAUAUUAACCCACCACCGUUGAUUGCUGCCUACCCAACCGAUGGGAGUGUUUACAUGCGUCAUGCCUCAGGACAAACAACAUUAGCAUGGCUAAGAUGUUUACGAAUCGGGGGUUAUUUCAAAGUAGGAUUAGAGAGCUUUAGAUUCACAGGGCCCUACAAUGGAACAGCCGGAUUGAUAUACGAUUUACCUGCAGCAAAUGGACAUCGUGUUUUACCUCCACGUUUUCGACCCCCAACAACACAAUCUGUUAUAGGCGUAUCCACAAAGGGGCACACACAAAUACCAGUUAUAGACCAGGUGACGGUGGGUGAUGUGACAAGAUGUACUCUCAGGGCGGAUGGUAUAAGUAUCCAACAUAAAGAUUCCGUCAAUAUUUCUAUGAUACUAUCAGAUUCCGAUUAUUUUGAAGUAAGUGGAGUAUUCUGGGAAUGGAUUGUAGAUGAUGCAUAUUGA